AUGCGUUGCUGUGUCCCAAAUUGUAAGAAUGAUUCUCGACAUAUUUCUAAGUCGCAAGGAAUUACUUUUCAUGUAUUCCCCACGGAGCCAUCGCUCCGGAUAUCCUGGCUCAAAGCUCUGGGCAAAGAGUCCUGGCAGCCGAAGGAGAGGAGUGCCGUGUGCUCCGAGCACUUUCACUGGGACGACCUGUAUGAAACUAAGAGCGGACUGAGGAAGGUCAGGUCAGGUGCAGUGCCUGUAAUGUUCAAGGAGGAAAAUAUUGAAGCUUCAACCAGUUUGAAGGUUUGCAGAAUAUGUCUUGACAUGAACUGCAAGCUGAUCCCCAUCAGGAAGUACAGGCUGGAGUCGGCCUACGAGCUUUUAACCGGAUUAAGGCUGUGCGAGGAGGCCGCCCUGCCGCAGAGACUGUGCUGCGAGUGUGCGCAGAGGUUGAUCUCCUGCGACCGCCUGCGCGAUAGGAGCCUGCGCGCCCACUCGCUGAUGAUGCAGAUACUGCGCAGUCAGGACACGAUCACGGCGCGGAGCAUCCAAGCGAUCGACCGCACGGCCAACCGUCUCGUGUCGAACUUGACGACGAAACACUACGAGGCCGAUCACUGCGACCUCAGCCUGCAGUACGCAGAACCGCCCCAGGAAAUGGCCGACCAGGCGACAGCCCCACCGCCUGUGGACCUGGUGACGGUCUUCCCCCAAGCGGACCUCGAGGCGGUGGUGAAGGAGGAGGACUCCAAUGAAAUAUACCUCAGCGAGGGCGAAACGCCGAUAGAACCCGACGAUGGGCACCGAGGGGAUCUCUCAGAUGACAGCGCACCCCCAGAGGGGCGGCGAACGCGCGCGAAGAAGCACAGAGCGGCGAAGAAGAAUAGAGCGGCGAAGAGGAGGGCGGUGGAGAAGAAGCAGCCGGCCGAGCCGAAGGUCGACAGGAGACGGAAGCCGUUCCUGAACGACGACCUCAACGAGACUCUGUUCACGAUAACGGACCUCACCCACGAGGAGCAGGUAGCAGAGAUACAGAAGAGGCGCGAGUCCUCAAACUACAAGAACUCCGUUUUCAAGUGCACUGCCUGCUUCAAGGGUUUCCUCGACGAGGACGCCUACAACGGCCAUAUGACCAGGCACACGGAUCAAUGCGGCGAACACGAGUGCGGUAUAUGCAAGACCCACUUCAAGCAUCCGCACGCUCUCAGGAAACACGUGACCGCCCACCACACGCAGCGGUUCAGCUGCAACCAGUGCCCCUACGUCACCACGCAUCGGCAGACGGCGCGACUACACGAGAGGUGGCACAAAGGCACCAAGUACCAGUGUCCGCAUUGCCAGGACGAGUUCGUCAAGUUCACCACGUACAUGGGCCACAUACGGAUCAAGCACCCGUCGGACUUCGUCUGCGAGCUGUGCGGCUACUCGUUCGUGAGCGAGAAAGGGAUAGAGCUACACAAGAAGCUGAAACACCGCCUCGAGAGCGACAAGGUGCCGGAAGACGGGCCCUACUGCAGCCUCUGCAGCGUCAGAUUCGUCUCGACGGAGGCGUACAGGCGGCACUUGCACGUCUCCGCGAGGCACAGCGCCGCCGACGGCGAAUCGAAGGAUCCCGACAAACCCAAAAAGGGAAGGAAGUCGAGAGAUGUGAAAGACAGAGAGAAGAGAACGAUGGACAAGAGUAGAGAUUCGAGUGAGAAAAGGAAGUUGUAUCCUAGUCAACUCAGAAAAGUGGAGGGGCCCAUACCUUGUGAGCAGUGCGGUCUGCAACUGGAGGACUCUAGGGCGUACCACGGCCACUUCAGGCGAAUGCACCCGGACAAGAAUCGAACCAACUACCCCUCGAUGAAGUCGCCGUGCAUGUGCGAGCUGUGCGGCCGGAUGUUCCAGAGCCACGCGCUGCUGAAGGACCACCGCUGGGUGCACACGGGCGAGCGUCCGUUCGCGUGCGACUUGUGCGGCAAGGCGUUCCGCAUGCGCCAGCGGCUCGUCGCCCACCGCAGGGUGCACGCGCAGCGCAGGGCCACCUACGGCUGCGCGCUCUGCGGCAAGCACUUCUCCACCAACAGCAACCGCCAGCGGCACAUGUUUCAACCGCAGGGGCACAUGUUUGUGAGUCCCGCCGCGUACGCAUACACGCACACUAGCGAACUAGUAAACCACAUACUCGCUCCCCAACGCUUCACCAACAGCAACCGCCAGCGGCACAUGUUUAUCCACACGGGGCUGAAGCCGUUCGCCUGCGAGAUGUGCGGCAAGUGCUUCAAGCACGCGAGCGAGAAACGCGCCCACGUGGCGUACGUGCACCUCAAGAAGCCCUGGCCUAAAAGGGCCCGGGCCAAGCGGCCCGAGAGGCAGGGACAACAACAGCAGCAGCCGACGCUGGCGGCGGGCGCGAGCGAGAUGGCAAUAGCGCCGCAGCUCUGGCCCGCGUGCGAACAGAAAAUCGCCGAGGCGCCAAUGAUGGGGGACAAGCAGAUGUACUACAACAUCAAGAUA
Messenger RNA from Iphiclides podalirius (scarce swallowtail), 2478 nucleotides. NCBI's taxonomy places the organism in Eukaryota, Metazoa, Arthropoda, Insecta, Lepidoptera, Papilionidae. The record is from the annotation of a GenBank genome assembly.